Messenger RNA from Trypanosoma brucei brucei TREU927, 180 nucleotides. RefSeq lists its product as hypothetical. NCBI's taxonomy places the organism in Eukaryota, Euglenozoa, Kinetoplastea, Trypanosomatida, Trypanosomatidae. The coding region runs from base 1 to 180 and encodes 59 amino acids. The transcript has a single exon. The record is from RefSeq and is a predicted model, not a curated record.
AUGCGGAAGCGUAAUGUGGGAAUAAAAGCGCGGCCGCAAGGGGCGGUGAUACUUUCCAACCAACGCUUGUGCCUCGUGGAUGCCACAAAGAAAGGAGGGAAACAUCUGUGGGCGUUCAUCACUGUAUCGGUUUUACGUGCGGCUUUGUUUCACAUCUUUUUCUUUUUAUUCUCGCAUUAA